Molecule: messenger RNA, 3101 nt
Organism: Cryptotermes secundus
Lineage: Eukaryota; Metazoa; Arthropoda; Insecta; Blattodea; Kalotermitidae
Exons: 9
Coding region: 269-2149 (626 amino acids)
Source: RefSeq, a predicted model, not a curated record
UGCGUGAGGCUAUGGUGGCGUUAGUAUCGUUGGGAAGUUUGGUAUGGUUUGGUAAUGCGUGAUACUGACGUGGAAAGAAGAAUUCAUUCAAUGAAAAUGCAGGCAGGCAUGAGGAUCUUCAGGAUGAUCCCAGAAGCAAGGGUCCUUCAACGUGUAAAAAUGCAGACACAAUCGCAGAUGUCCAUGAAAUGAUGACGAGUUCAUCGAUGGGCUCUCAGAAUGAUGGAUGAAUUGAACAUCAAUAAGGAGACGGUUCGUGAAACCAUCCAUGAAGAUUUACAGAAGAGGAAGAUCUGCACAAUGUUUGUCCCACACAGACUCACGAAUGACCAGCAGCAGUGGAGACUCACAUCAUGCCAAGACUUCAUCCAGACUUGUCAAUACAGUCCCAGUUUUCUUGAUUGCAUUUUUAUGUUUUCUAAGGAAUAAUGAAAGUGAAACUGACUCCUCUGCAUUGCCUGAAGAGUCAAGGCAAUGCAACCCUUCCCUUCCUGUUGAGAUGGAGCAUGAUGUCAGUAGGAUGCGGGGAGAUGCUAUCGGUACCACGCUGUACAGUGAAUGUUGGGUUCUCAAGAUUCUGAUGAAGCUUAUGAAGUUUUGUUCAGAAGAUUGGUCAGAAGAUGUUGAGACAGAGUUGUGUUUACUUUGGGACAUGACAAUUGAGCCAGAUGUGGUAGAAUUAUUGAUGCAAUAUGAUUUUCUGGAUUUGGCCUCUCGGAUCAUACGUGACACUACCAUACCUAGGCUAAUGGAGAUCUUAGUUGGGAUUAUGGGAAACCUGAGUUGUGUGCCAAGUGUUCGUAUGGAGAUUGCUAAAAGAGUCACCAUCAUUCAUAUGCUGCUUGAUUUGCUUUCUCUGCCAGAUGUUCCAACUCUUUUGCAACUUAUGAGACUACUUCAGGCAUGUUUUUGGGAUCUCAGAAACACAGAAGCAAAAAUUUCUAGUUCUGCAAUUCCAGAAGAGCACUCAGUGUUGCAUGAAAACAAAACAAUAGUCUCUUCUGAACCAGAAAUGAUUACUGAGUGUUCAGAAUUAAAUGUUAGUCCCUCAUUGAUACAUGGAGUGGAUGGGAAAGUAGGUGAAAGCUGUAGUUUUAUAGCUGAUACAAAACAGUUGAGAUAUGUAGGUAACCUUUCUGUAGAAAAAUCUGUAGAUCAUCAUCCAUUAGAAGAAGUUUCACAGCAUCUUCAAAGUUGUGUUGUUGACCUUAAGCAAUCGCGACUUACGAGUUGUGCAUUACAUGAACCUGAUCAUACAGGGAACCCACGGGUUGUGGAAUCUCAUGUACUGGAUCCAGAUCAGAUUGAUUGUGAGAGUGAUAAUAUGAAUGACAGGAUUAAUGGCAGACAGUUUCAGUUUAAUGAGGAAUCUAGUAAGGAGAAGACUGAAGUACACUCAUUGUGGUUGCAAGAAUUAUGUGAUGUGAAUAAGUGGCUUCCAAGCGUCAGCUUCAUUCUAAGAAGUUCUAAAAAUGAGGAGCUGAUAUGUAAUUCACUGGCGAUGUUGGAUUCAUUGUCUUGUGUGCCUGUUAAUAAUGGCCUUCUUGGAAUGCAUAUUGCAAGUCCAGAUAUUGUGUUGGCUCUAGUGGAGGCAUUGAAGCAACUGCAUCAUGAAAGUAGCAAGGAUGAGGACUUGUGCCCAGAUAUUAAGCUGGAGAAGGCUGUAUGUCAUUGGGCAUCAGUUCUGUCCACUUUUACAUCAUUUCCUCAAGGAAAAGUAGCAUUGGGUAGCCGUGCCGAAGCAUUGGGUACCAGUAUGUGUAACCAUUUAAUUGUAGAUAAACCCUCAAAUCAGCUCAGUGAACAUCAGGGUGAAUUCAUAAUGUUGGCAGCAACAGUGAUGAGCUCCUUAUUAGAAGAUAUGGGUUUCUUCCAUCCUCCAACUUUCAACUGCUUUCUUACUAUCCUUACAUUUCUUCAAGGCAGAAGUACAGCGCAAAGAAAUGAAUGUAACAAAGAAUAUGAGGAGAAUGUGACUGGAUCUGCAACUUUGGAGGUGGAGCAAGAAGUGAUUGCUAACUUAGAGAAAUAUUUUGUGGCUGUUGUACAGUUGGCAGAUGGAGAAGAAGUGGCCCAUGUGUUGCAACAUUGCAACCCAGAACAUGUGGCCAUUCUCCAGUCAAUUAUGGAAGGGAAGAAGUCAAGUUAGAAAUCCUAUUUAACAUACUGGUUCCCUGCCUUUAUAUCAUACCGGUUGGAACAUUUAGUUUCUACUUUCAUUUACUGGCAUUCCUUAUGAGUGAACUUUAUACUUAUAGAUCCUCUGCCACCAAUAAUUCUGAUCAGGUGUUCACUGGAAAAAGUAUUAUCACUUUAUCCUGUGUUUUGUGUUACCCAUAAUAGAUCAAAAUAGGCAGGCCUCAGAAUGUUAAUAUAUGAAAAACUCGUUAUUUUUCAUAUAUUGCUGUAAGGUUUUAAGGUUUCCAGCACCUAAAUAAGGAGAGGCAUCACAAGGUGAUGGCCAUAGGCUCCUGCCAUACUAAUCACAUUAUGCUCACAAAAAAUAUUAUAAAAGUGCACAUGUAGCAUGUGCAGUGUAUUACUGUGCAAUAGAAUAUUUAUACUGAUAACUGAUAGUGUUGCUGUAAGGAUUCAGAUAAUUUUAAUAAAAACCAGAGUCAACUCAACUUUUACACUUUUGUGUGUCCAUAAAAAUCAUUACAUUUUGAUUGAAAUCUAUUAUAAUUUGAAAUUGACAUUUAAUUACGUUUUGUGAACACCUAUUUGUACUUUCACUUCUUUUGUUGUUUACCUUUGAAAAUACUCUUUUGACAAAGGGUUGGAUCAAAUAAUAUGUGAUACUAGUUUGAAAAUAUUUGGAAUUUCCUUGAUAGGAUCAAAAUUUUGAAAUCAUACAUCCACUUUUGCACUACAUCAUCCAGAAUAUUCUCAUUGCCGACUUCUACAAGAAAAUCUUUGCGCUUACAGAAUUCGUUCUUAAAAUCCUCAGAAUCAAGUUCUUCACAAAUAUGAUCAAAUUGAAGGCAGAUAGUUUCUCAAAUUUGUAAGAAUUAGCAUCCUUCAUAUUGGAUAUUGGAAAUAUUUCCAUCUGUAAGAUCAUAAGGUUUUCCCAAAUAAAGGAUUAAAUCAUAAAAACAUGA